UUUUUAUCGUCGGAGCUAAUGCCAAAUGUCAAACGUAAAAAAUGGACGAGUUACACUUGUCGGACACAUUCCAAAGGUAUUUUUCGGAUGUGUUUUGUGUGUGCGACGAGGAUUUUUCCGGAAAGGCUUCCCAACACAAAACGAUCGAACUGAUCAAGUCCGGUAACGUGCCCGACGAAAUAAUCGCACAGAUUUCGGAAAUAUGCUGGAACGGCUCCACCAACAAUUACUUAACAAGAAAACAGUUCUUCUCCGCCCUGAAAUUGGUGGCGGCCUAUCAGGCGAACAUGUCCCUAAAAACGGAUCUGGUCACCCAAAAAUUGGAUUUGCCGUUGCCGCGCUUCACAUGGAAUAACUUGGAGACCGAGAACGCCGUCCAUGAUCUGAUCGAGUUGCGACAGGACGAGGCGUUGAACAGCAGCUACAGUGAACACGUAGACGCAACCAGCACCGACUCGGAGGCCGACAGUGACACCCUGAGUGUAGUGAGGACUGAUUCGCCUGAGGCAAGCAGUGCCGCCUCGGACAGCCCCACGCCCACCAACAGCGUCCAGGACAGAAGCUGGGCAGUGACCGGAGCUUGGCACGGACUCGUGUCGGAAGAACAGAGACAGUUGCUAGGUACGGAGGAGGAAUCGUCAGAUCGUCACAGCAGUGAUGACGACACCGAGGUUACUAGUGAGGUGUUCGUGAUUACUCCCGAGCAACGGGACUACUACACGAAACAGUUCCGAUCACUGCAGCCUGAUACUAACGCUCUGUUGGCGGGACCGGUGGCCAGGACGUUCUUCGAGAAGUCGCGUCUCCCUGUUCACGAACUGAGAAAGAUUUGGCAGCUGGCGGACGUCACAAAAGAUGGGGCGCUUAGCCUGCAAGAAUUCAACACAGCCAUGCAUCUGGUGGUGUUGAGGAGGAAUUUUAUAGAACUGCCGGACACGUUACCGGCUGCUCUGAUGCCCGGCAACGAAACCCCAUUAUCAGUUAGUCCGGAAACUGAACCGAUACUGUCGCCACAGACCAAAGACACGGCCAAGGAGUGGACCAAGUUCGUCGACAGUCCGACCAGUUCGGUCUCGUCUCCCGGUCCCAAACCAGUCAAUUUCGACUUCCAAAAGGUCACGUUAGAUAAGGACCCCAAGCUAGUUCAUCCAAAACCCUUAAGGUUAACACCCGAAACGGCACCAAUCCAAACAGAGGACCAAACCGACGGCGGUACCAUUGACAUGCAUAGUCCCAAGAAAUUCAUCGACUCCACCAUUUUGUCGACUGUGUCGCACGGCGUCGCCAACAUCAACUUAGGAGCAUCCGGCAGUUCGUCGGCCGGCGGCCAAAACAGCGCUAUCCAGCGGCCGCAGCCGAAGAAGAUCAACUUGCCCGGACCCGGGGCGAUUCCGCCGCCACCAACGAGCGCCUGCGCCCCGGAGGAGGGCGGUCCGUUCAGUCUUCCCGCGUUUCCGCCGCCCAAGAAGGAGAAACCACCCCCUCCACCGCCACGGCCCUUCAAAACGCACGGCCGCAGCUCCUCGCUCGAUCUGAACAGACACGUUCAUAUUUCGUUCAAUCACAGACUGAGCAAGUUGGGCGCGCCCCCGACAGUGCCGCCUCGCAUCAGUCCGAACAUACAGGCGUCGUCGUCCAGGAAACUGAUCAAUCAACGGUCCGAGGGUGAUACGGCGCAGGUCGAGCUCGAUCCGGACGGGGCGGGCGCCUUCGCCAACUUUGACCAGUUCGAGAAGUACGAGAACGUGCCGGAGGGCAUCUUUCCCGGCGAGCUGUACGAGGCCGAGAGAAAGAAGCUGUUCGCACAGUUCACGAGUGGCGCAGAGGCGGCCGACGACGCACCUCGCAAGCACGGCGCCUUCGAAAUUUACAGACCGACCGCGAAGAGUAAAGAGAGUCAAACAGUAACGGCGGAGGAUAAGGCCAAAUGGGACCUGUUCAUGCAGUUGCAGGAAGAGAACACCGUCUUGUUGCGUAUGUGCCAGGAACUCAGCCAGGAAUUGGCGGAUAUAAAGGAGGAGAAGCUGACACUGAAAGUUAGACUUGAGAAGCAACUGAACGGCGGAUAGUGUGUGAGUGAGAUGCCUAGCCUACGUACCCUUAUUAACGUGACCUAAUCCUCGAUGCGUGCACCUGUUUGUUUGUUUUACAGUGUCGCACCUGUUGAAGCGUUCAUCGCGUUUUACGAAUAGGGAAUUUCGCUGUGAUCCUUAAUGUUAAGUUGAAUACGUCCAAAGUUGCCGUAGUAUAACACUCAUUUUUUGUUUAUUUAAUGAUCUGUACAGAUUGUAGAUCUGAUGUUUUGUUGAAACAAAGACAAAAGAUAAUUUAAUCAAGGUGGUUUCAUAUUGAUAUCAUUUCAAAUUACACUUGUGUAAAUUUUUUUAAUGCUCAUUUAUUUUAUAUUUUUUAUAGUUUUAAAAUGACAGAAAAUUAAAAUAUUUAAUUUAUUAAAUUUUAUAUCUGUUUAGAGAAAUUUUCAGGUGUAUCAGAAUUUAAACAAUAAUUUAUAAAAUAUGAAACAAUAUUUACAUCUUAAUUAAGUUAUCUUUUCCAUUAAUAAUUUAAAACUUCCAAGAUAUGUGUAAGUAUUUACGAGAAAUUAUUUUUGUAAUAGAAUUUUCAAAAAAUCGAAUAUAUUGUUAUUGUUAUAUCGGAAUUCAAAAUUGUUAUCGUUUGAAAAACGAAAUUAGUGUAAUAUUUAAAAACGCUGAAACAAACAAACAGGUGCAACAAAUGCUAUAUCAUAUUGACACGUGUAUAAAUCAGUGAUUUUGAUUUUAAUAAAUUGCUUAGUUGUAUUAUUGCACAAAUAAAACCAUAGCAGUCAUUCACAAUUAAUUUAGUCAUAAUUUAUAUAAUAUUUUAUUACUCAAUUACUCUACUCUGUAAUAUAUGUCUAUGCCUCUAUUUUUUUAUUGACUGAUAUUUAAACUGUGACAAAUAUGCUUUACCAUGGAAUUGUUUUUACAAAAUUAAACCCCAUAUGUAUAUCUCAAAUUAUUUGAUUGUCUAAUUUGUAAUAUCAGCACAACCUCAAAUGCUAAGACUGCAAACAAAUCUUUUAACAAUCUUUAAUAGUUUACUAGAUAGCCGGAAUCAAAAAAUGUGAGAUAUCCUGCUUAUGAAAAUUCAAAAUUAUGAUCUGAAAUUACCCUUGACUAAAUUUUUCAUAACAUUCCAGACUUCCUGAUAAUUUCAUGGUAAUCUUAAUUCACUUGUGACAUAUUAUAGUAUUUUAAAAUAUUCAAGUCCCUCCUUAAAUGUAUCAUAACUACACAGUGCCCUCUUAAUAUUUUUUAUAUCAAUUUUCCAAAAUAUAAAAUGGCGAGGAACCAGUAUUAUGGGCAUUAAAUAAUGCUAAUGUUUCGAAUGUCUUAUGUGAUUUUAUGAAAUUGUUCCUUAACGGCAGUAUAGUGUUUUUAUUUAAGAGUUUUUGGAAAAUUGUUUUUAAGCCCUUUUGUUAAGAAAUCACGAAAUUAUGCUAAGGCUAAUAUUAUACUAGACGCUUUUUAAAUUUAUCAAGGGCUAAGUGCCAUAAACUGCCUGAAAACAAGAAAACUAAUUUAUAACUACCUGUUCUAUUAUUGUAAAGUCAAUCAACAAUUACACUUGUAUAUACAAAUAUUUAACAAAGUGAUAUAUAUUGAUCAAAAAUAUUAAUAAAUCUGAAUAUAUGAAUUCGGUUUUUGAUAUUUGGUUGUUAAAUUUUAUCAUAUCUUCUAUAUUAGCAAGAUCUUAUAUUUUUUGUGUAGCUAUAGGAAGACUGUAUUUUAAAAUGAAAUAAACAAUAAAGAAUGUUAA
Molecule: messenger RNA, 3804 nt
Organism: Aethina tumida (small hive beetle)
Lineage: Eukaryota; Metazoa; Arthropoda; Insecta; Coleoptera; Nitidulidae
Gene: Reps
Product: ralBP1-associated Eps domain-containing protein 1
Exons: 7
Coding region: 42-2069 (675 amino acids)
Biological process (GO): endosomal transport; endocytosis
Cellular component (GO): plasma membrane; cytoplasm
Molecular function (GO): protein binding; calcium ion binding
Source: RefSeq, a predicted model, not a curated record